UAUACGCACUGAGUGGGGAAGGGGCAGGCUAUAUUUUCAAUGAGGAAAACAGUGUCUAUCAAACGUCACAUGGGUCUGGGACCGAUUGCUUCCUGAAAUGCUGUUCAUCGUUGUUGUAUUUUUUUUCCCACUACGGUACUAGUAUUAGGUUUUUCAUUCAUUUCUGUAUCGGUUUAUUAUUUCUACCGCAAUGAUAAGCAAAGUCAAAAAUGCGAUGUCCACGCUGGUGGGUGGAAUGAUGCCCCACGGUCAUCACCAGCACCACGGAUCCGGAAACGUUCACCACCAGAACUGUCACCAGGACGGUCUGCCUCCACGGUUUCCCUACGGUCGACCCGAGUUUCUGGAUCUUACACCAGAGGUUCUUCAAUACUCGACAGAACAUGCUUCUCGACCUGUGCUGACGUUGAAGAGGGACAGCAGGCUUCCCUGGCGGACGGGAUACGCAGAGACCAUCAAUGCUGGGAAGAGCAUGCUGAAUGAGGACCAGGCGUCCUGUGAGCUGCUGUACGUGAAGAAGCUGAGCAACAAAAAACAGCGCAACUCCACACUGCUGGAAGACAAUGGGGAUGGCACAGGGAUCCCACUGCAGUACUGGGGCGUGUUCGACGGUCACGCAGGCUCAGGUUGUGCCAUCAUGGCAUCUAAACUCCUCCAUCGCCUCAUCAGAGACAGACUGGGGGACAUCGCCCACCUGCUGGAGAACCCCUCCGUGACGCCCCCUAUCUGCCUGGCCAAGAACGGCAGCCCCUACCAGGUGGAGGUGAAGAAGGGAGCAAAUUCCACCCAGGACCCAGAGGACCCUGACGCCAUCACUGACCCCUCCAUCCGCUUCCACACCGAGAAGACUGUCAGUCUGGAGAGUCUGAUCAUGGGCAUCAUAGAAAAUGCCUUCAAACAGAUGGAUGAACUGAUAGAGAAAGAGAAGAUGUCCUAUACCAUCUCUGGUGGAUGUUGUGCCUUGGCUGCCAUCCAUUUAAUGGGGAAGCUUUACGUUGCCAAUGCAGGAGACAGCAGAGCCAUCAUCAUCCGUAACGGUGAAGUCAUCCCCAUGUCCAAUGAGUUCACGCCCGAGUCAGAGAGGCAGCGCCUGCAGUAUCUGGGCUUCCUGAGAUCGGAGCUGCUUGGGAAUGAGUUCACACACUUGGAGUUCCCUCGCAGGAUCCAGCACAAGGAGCUGGGCAAGAAGAUGCUCUUCAGGGACCACACAAUGAAUGGCUGGGCUUACAAGACCAUCAUAGAAGACGACCUCAAGUUCCCGCUUAUAUAUGGAGAGGGCAAAAAGGCCCGUGUCAUGGCCACCAUUGGGGUAACACGUGGCCUAGGGGAUCAUGACCUAAAGGUGUACAACUCCAACAUCUACAUCAAACCCUUUCUCUCCUGCUGCCCAGAGGUGAUAGUGUACGACAUGUCUGAGUACAAGCAUGGCCCUAAUGACGUGCUGGUGAUGGGUACAGAUGGGCUGUGGGACGUGACCACGGACAGGGAGGUAGCAGACGCAGUUUCAGGCUUCCUGUCCUGCUGCGAGCCCACUGAUCCUGUGAGAUACACACUGGCCGCCCAGGACCUGUUGAUGCGGUCGCGAGGGGUCCUGAAGGAGAGGGGCUGGCGGUUACCCAAUGAGAGGCUGGGUUCAGGAGACGACAUCACUUGUUAUGUUAUCCCCUUGGCGGGACCGACAGGGCCCGAGACAGAGACAUGAAAGGCCCUGUCCCACCCCCCUACCAGGAGAGGACUAGCUCCCUUGGACCAACCAGGGUCACUCCGUCCCCCCUACCCCCUCUACCCUGGAGAGGGGUGAAGAACAUACCUCCCUUUAUAGGGAAGCCUCAGGUUGGAGAGCUGGCUGCUGACACCUGUCAACCGGCCCGUCCUCCUGGCUUCUGCAACAACCCACUCACCCACUGGGCUCUAAUUAUUGACAUUACCUGACCGACCGACACAUGUCCAUUUCUGAAACCUGCUCUUUUUGAUCGCUACUUAAUGAGAACUCUGCCCCUGUAGCUUCAUGUUUUAAUCUCUCUAAUUGAAUGGCUGAUAAUUGCAGGAGGAUUGGUUAGGCCAUCAUCUGAUAGCAGUGCUUGGUUAGUCGUUCUAAAUAAAACCUCCUUAUUACCUUAUGACCCCCACAUGUGAUUUAUAGAAUGCUAAAUUCCUAAAAUAAUGAAAAGUAUUGCUUGUGUAGAGUACAGUAUGACAGGUGGAGGUAGAUGGCCCUGCACAUUGUCUAACAUCAAAUAGCAUGACUGAUAGCAAUUGAGGGACUAACAUCAUGUAGGAGUGACACCACUGCUCAAAAGACAGUGGAGCUCUGUGACAAAAUAACUAUAUGAGCCCUAUAUCUAAGGUUAGGAGAUGCUUCUGAAACACGGAUGGGAAUGUUGAAUGAGGAAGAUACAAAGUAUGAAGAGGAAACAGUCUGUUACCCAUCCUGUGCCAGUAUUGCAGAAACUCCAAUGUCAAAGCAGCAGUGAAUGAUGAUGAAGGAUGUGAAACCUGAAGCACUUUAAGACAGUCAGUCUGAUUAGUGGUUAUGAAUUCAAUGGCACUUUCAAUGAUUUUUCUUGAAUUAUGUAUGUUUAGAGAUAUAUUUUUGUUUAACUUAUUGUUAGUUUUGACACCAUUAAAGUAGAUAGUCAUUUUUUUACUUAAAAAAAAAAAGACAAAGCAGGACUGAGAUGUGCAUGACCUUAGUCUGUUGUAAUAUCUUCAUAUAAUAUAUUUGAUCCAAACUCAAAUAUCAAAGGGUCUUUUGGCAUGUAGGUGCAAUGUCAUUUUGAAUUUGAAUGAAAUGAUGGUUUCCUUCCUCUCAAAGUGUUCCUAUAGAAUGUAUCGGUUUGUUUGAGUAUUGUCUCCCAGAUUUAAAAGAUCCACAAUAGUGUGCAGUACUGUUUUCUACUUUUUAUUCUGGAUUGACAACUUGUAGUAGAGAAUCUGUUCGUCAGUAUGUGAUCAAUUUCACUUGACUGCCUUACUACACUCGAGGAACAUUGUGGGCCAGGGACUGUAUGUUCACAUGUUAAUUCAUUAAUAUCAAAGUCUUCAUUUCACUUAUGUUAGAAGUUGCCAAGACAAAUGUAUGCUCUCAAAUGUCUUGCUUCUCUCUUUGAUUGUUCUGUUUUUUUACAUGUUAUGUGUAGCGAUUAUAGGUACGUUAUCCCUAGCUUUUGAGAACGUUGGCUAAUGGCUAAAUAUUGCUUUAUUUAUAAUAAAGAGGUAGGGGAUAAAGUGGAUCCUUACCAAAGUAAGACGUACAUCUCUAUGCUAAUUUCCCCAUAUCCUUUGAACCUAUAAAAUAACUCCUCUAAAAUUAAUCUUUGAACAAACUACCAUUAGUUCUGAACCAGAUGUUGAAAUAGUAACUUGGUAAAUUAUGGCAUUAUACCUAAUGCAGUUAGGUAAUGACCAUGCAGUCCAGGAAUAAACCCUGUUAAUCUUU
Coregonus clupeaformis (lake whitefish) is the source of this 3439-nucleotide messenger RNA. RefSeq names its product protein phosphatase, Mg2+/Mn2+ dependent, 1J (gene ppm1j). The coding region runs from base 191 to 1702 and encodes 503 amino acids. NCBI's taxonomy places the organism in Eukaryota, Metazoa, Chordata, Actinopteri, Salmoniformes, Salmonidae. Gene Ontology annotation, biological process: protein dephosphorylation. Gene Ontology annotation, molecular function: protein serine/threonine phosphatase activity. The transcript is spliced from 10 exons. The record is from RefSeq and is a predicted model, not a curated record.